Arvicanthis niloticus (Nile rat) is the source of this 2118-nucleotide messenger RNA. Lineage: Eukaryota; Metazoa; Chordata; Mammalia; Rodentia; Muridae. The record is from RefSeq and is a predicted model, not a curated record.
GAGAGAGGAGCGCCCUGCGCUGCGCCGCGGAUGUUUCGCGUACUGAAGACUGGAGGGUGGGGCCCUCUAGGUAGACCCCUCCCAGGCCCCGCCCACCGCGCAAGACCACGCCUCUGACCCUAUCCCCGCCCCUCGCCUAAGGGCUCUUCCUGAGUCCUGCGGGUUAAUGAAGAUCUUCUCAAACAUGGUUUCCCCUGGGCCUGUGUUUGGGCUAGUGCUUCUCAUAAUCGCGCGGGUCAGCAGAAGUGCAGGUAUUGGUUUUCGCUUCGCUUCAUACAUCGAUAAUUACAUGGUGCUGCAGAAGGAGCCUUCAGGGGCAGUGAUCUGGGGCUUUGGUACACCUGGGGCCACAGUGACAGUGACCUUGUUUCAAGGUCAGGAAACCAUCAUGAAGAAAGUGACCAGUGUCAACGCACCCUCCAACACCUGGAUGGUGGUACUGGAUCCUAUGAAGCCUGGGGGACCUUUUGAAGUGAUGGCACAACAGACUUUGGGGAUAACGGAUUUCACCCUGAGAGUCCAUGAUGUCUUAUUUGGAGAUGUGUGGCUUUGCAGCGGGCAGAGUAACAUGCAGAUGACUGUCUUACAGAUCUUUAACACCUCAAAGGAGUUGUCUGACACUGCCGCCUACCAGUCUGUGCGCAUCUUCUCUGUCUCCCUCACCCAGGCGGAGGAGGAGCUGGCUGACCUUGAUGAGGUUGACUUGUCAUGGUCCAAGCCCACUGCAGGAAACCUGGGCCACGGUAAUUUCACUUACAUGUCUGCAGUGUGCUGGCUCUUUGGGCGUUAUCUGUAUGAUACUCUGCAAUAUCCCAUUGGGCUGGUCUCCUCCAGUUGGGGUGGGACACCCAUUGAAGUCUGGUCAUCUAGAAGGACACUGAAAGCCUGUGGAGUCCCUAGUACAAGGGAUGAGAGAGUCCAUCAGCCCACCAUAAAGCCCAUGAGGAAUGAAUGUAAAAGCGAGGGGUCCUCAUGUCCCCUUAGGAGGGUGGUUCCAUCUGAUCCUGUGGCUGGACCGGUCACACACUCCGUCCUCUGGAAUGCCAUGAUCCAUCCACUGCAAAACAUGACUUUGAAAGGGGUGGUGUGGUACCAGGGAGAGGCCAAUGCAAAUUAUAACAGGGACCUGUACUCCUGUGUGUUUCCUGCACUCAUUGCAGACUGGCGCCAGACCUUCCAUUAUGGCUCCCAGGGUCAGACAGAACGUUUCUUUCCCUUUGGGUUUGUCCAGCUGUCUUCAUACGUGUUAAAGAACUCAUCAGAUCCUGGAUUUCCAGAGAUCCGCUGGCAUCAAACAGCAGACUUUGGUUUUGUCCCCAACCUGAAGAUGCCCAAUACUUUCAUGGCUGUCGCUAUGGAUCUCUGUGAUAGAGACUCACCUUUUGGGAGCAUCCACCCUCGAGACAAACAGACUGUGGCCUACCGCCUGCACUUGGGUGCUCGAGCUGUGGCAUAUGGUGAGAAGAAUUUGACCUUUCAAGGACCACUACCUGAGAAGAUAGAACUCUUGGCUCACAGUGGCCUGCUCAACCUCACGUAUGACCGGGAAAUCCAGGUGCGAAGGCAAGAUAACCAGACAUUUGAGAUCUCCUGUUGCAGUGACUAUCAGUGCACAUGGCUUCCAGCUCCGAUGGACACCUUCUCCACCCAGACCCUGAUCUUGGGUCUUGAUGCUUGUCUUGGCACUGUGGUUGCUGUUCGCUAUGCCUGGACCACAUGGCCCUGUGAAUAUAAGCAAUGUGCUGUUUACCACGCCAGCGGGAUCUUGCCAGCUCCUCCCUUUGUUGCUCACAUUCCACAGAGGGUAUCUGAGGACAUUUGGAGUAGUGAUCGCUCUUCUAAACGAGCGCAAGUCCUUUAGAUUGGGUAUGCAGGACUUCAAAUGAUGACUGCUCCUGCAUUCUGACAUAAGCACUGGCUGGCAGACAUUUGAAAUGCUCGCCUCUGUCCCCGAGUUAGCCUAGGCUGCUGUGCUGGUCUAAUUCUGAACUCUAUCACUGGACCUUGCUAGCGUUCACUUCUUUGGUAUGAGUGGGAGUGAAAUGCCCUAUUCUUGCCCAUCUUUCAGAAUUGUGGACUCUUAGACCAGCAAGAGACUUUAAAGGCUGUUAGAGGCUG